AUGAGCGCGGGGGACGCCGUGUGCACGGGCUGGCUCGUCAAGUCGCCCCCCGAGAGGAAGCUGCAGCGCUACGCCUGGCGCAAGCGCUGGUUCGUCCUCCGGCGGGGCCGCAUGAGCGGCAGCCCGGACGUCCUGGAGUACUACAGGACCAAGCACUCGAGCAAGCCCAUCCGCGUGAUCGACCUCAGCGAGUGCGCAGUGUGCCGGCACGUGGGCCCUGGCUUCGUCCGGAAGGAAUUUCAGAAUAAUUUCGUGUUCAUUGUCAAGACCACUUCGCGCACGUUCUAUCUGGUCGCUAAGACCGAAGUGGAAAUGCUGGCAUGGGUGUACAGCAUCAGUCAGGUCUGCAACUUCGGCCAGCUGGACGACGGUGCGGCAGAUUCCAUGGAGAGCUUCCCGCACACGGCCUCCUCCCUGCAGCCAGCCCCCGCCACCAGCUCCCUGCCCGCCGCCUGCGCUGCCGGCUCCUCCCUGCCAAGAGAUGCUCCGAGCGCUAACGCCAUCACCCCUGAGGAAAGCGGGAGUGAGUCCGAGUUCCUCUCCCUUCCCGAUUAUCUGAUUCUGUCCAACUGUGAGACCGGAAGACCACGUCACACCAGUUUACCCACCAGAUGUGAUAGCUGGUCAAACUCAGACCGCUCGUUGGAACAGACUUCACUUGAUGACGUUUUUGUUGACUGCCUGCAGCCCGUGCCGCCCAGUAACGUGGUCCACCCCUCACACCACGGGAAUGGGUCUCAGAAGGUACCUUCCACGAAGCCUCAGGCUGCCCUGAUACGGAGUAGAGAUAUCAAUGGGCCAGCCAAGGACCACUUUUCUUCACCAUUGCUGGAAACUUCCUUAAAUUCCACGAUUCAGUUAGAUAAAAACCAAGGUUCCUUGCCCUAUGCGGUAAAAGAACCAGACAUCGUGUCCAACAUGCCACCUCCCCGUCCCCCUAAGCCAAGCCAUCUCUCUGAACGGCGCCAAGAAGAACAGGUCCUGUGGAGCGAGCAUGGCGGCAUCAAGAAACCAGAGUGCAGUAUGGCAGCGAGAAGAAUCUCUCUGUCUGGUUUAGAUAACAUGAGAGCCUGGAAAGCUGACCCAGAGGGCCAAUCCCUAAGACACCGAGACAAGCGGCUUAGUUUAAAUUUGCCAUGCGGGUUCUCCCCGGCGCACCCCACGGCUUCAGCCCAUGCCGAAGAUGGCUACGUGCUCAUGGGCCCUCAGGCGGCCACAGCUGCUGUGAGAACCCACUGCGGCCGUGAUGACUACAUCCCCAUGAGCCCCGGGAGUGUAUCGAGCCCACUGCCUGAGCUCCCUGCGGACGCGGAGCCUCCCCCAGUGAACAGAGAUCUCAAGCCUCAGAGGAAACCACGGCCACCCCCUCUGGACCUGAGCCACCUGUCCACCAUCAGGGAACACGCGUCUCUAACCAGGACCCACACCGUGCCUGGCAAUCGAACCAGAUUUCUCUCUCCAGAAAGAAAUGGUAUUAAUUCUGCAAGAUUUUUUGCCAAUUCUGUUUCCAGAGAAGAGGAAGAAAGCUACAUCCACAUGAAUCGCAGGACGGCUGGCUCCCUUAGCAGUGGCACUCUGACGUGGACAAAGAACUUCAGCCUGGACUAUCUAGCGCUGGACUUCAAUUCUGCAUCGCCGGCCCCUGUACAGCAGAAACUUCUUUCAGAAGAGCAAAGAGUGGACUAUGUGCAAGUAGACGAACAGAAGACGCAAGCCCUCCGGAGCACCAGGCAGGAGUGGACGGAUGAGAGGCAAUCGAAAGCGUGAGACGUGUGCUUGCCCGCGUGUGGGGCCACGAAGCUCUGGGCGCCUUUUGCCGGACUUGCACAACGGCUCAUCAGGUCGGGAAUCAGAAAGAGUGUGCGAUUCCUGCGGGCUUGGCAAGAACCUUUGGGAGAGAGGACUUAUUAGUUCACGCCGAGCGGGGAGAAGGAAGAAGUGGCCUCUGACCCCACCCCUACCCCCACCUGUCGCGGCCGUGUCCCUCUCCCGCCACACCUGCCCGGAGCCUCUGGGAUGCUUGGCGUCGGCUCCCCAGACAUAAGAGGCGGAGACGGAGGAUUCGGCGGCCAUGGACCGUCAUGGAGAAAAGUCCAUUCAUUCAGGCACCGUAGGAAGAAUCAAAACAAGACUUGGGGUAGUAUUUUCCCCAGAGCUUGGUUAAGAAUCUCUCCCACGGAGCAUUUGGAGUGCAGGUUCGAGCUGGUAUCGCUACGAAAUAGGAUCAUAUGCCUCUAAUGCUUGCAAAUUCUGACCUUUCUUCUGUGCUUCCAUCGGAUCAUAAAUUGUCCUGGCGGAGGGGCUCCCGGAGACGCGGUGGAGGAGCUCAGACCCAGAGAUGGUGGCCGAGUUCACAUUCCUUGCUCCAAAGACCCCAGCAGACAAGUCAUUUCUAGCCCCAGAGAAAGACAAGGCAAGUGAGAGGAGCAGUGAGUCCUGGGCUCUGUGGCGAGUGUGUCAGGGGACACCGGUGGCUCUAAGGGUGUUGUGGUUGGACAGCUCCCUGCGGCUGAAUCCCUUGCUUCUGGCCUUUUCACAUGCAUGGUGUCAUGCCAUCUUAGAAACCUCCGCAGGGAGGCUGGGCAGAGACCGUUGCUCCCACCUGGAAGAAAAUGCGAGCCAGAGGAGGGACAAGGUGCCCCAGGCCCCUCACCGAGCCGAGGCCUGGGGGGAGGCCCCCACAGGCCCCUUCCACCAUCUUCCACUGCCUCCGAGGAAUCUGAUGAGACCCAGCAGUUUGGUCCACUUUGUGGACAUGAGUGACCCAUGCACGCACAAGAGGACUUGUCACCCCCCCUCCCUGUCAUAGAGUAUGGGUGCCAAGCUGGGUGUUCUUUGUGGUGGUCAAAUGGGAGGGCCCCAAGCGAUCCCUCCUGACCGUCACUGUGAAAGCCAUCCUGAGAUCGUGUGGUCCCUCGCACGGCGUUUUCCGAGAGCUGGCUGGUGGCGGCAGAAUUGUUUGCCACCUCGGGGAAAGCACAAAUUGUCCCUGUCUGUCCUAUGCUGGACGCCAGCUUUUGAGUGAAACAACGACUUUCUCCCUUCUGCUUUACGAUAGCUAAGUCCUGAGAGCAAAGAGUGCCACUGUGUCGCGGGGGCAUUGUGUCACCCCCUCCUUCAGGGGCCGCUGGGGUUGAGGGGAGCCAGAUGAAGGUCUCAGUCAGGCGUGGAGUUGUAGUUAAUGGCCCUUCCCGAUUCUUCUGAGCACCUGCACCCGGAAGACAGACGUGAACACCCGGGAAUGGAGCAGCUAUACGCCCGUCAUUCUGACUGGCACAGCGUCUCACGAAAGGAUUAAAGGGGCAGGCGGGCCGAUGGCACUCAGGGAAGUUGUAGGCUUUGCUGUGGGGUUUUCGGGUCCAAACUGCCCCAAAGGUAAGUAAAUGUCAGUCUGGGCUUUUCAGACCGUAAAAAUAAUUUUGAUGUUCAAAGCAGCAGGAUCUGGUGACCUCGUUUUCUUCCUGGAGUAAGGUGGCGGGAUGGUUGAAUGCUUUCAAGGACAUAGAGUCGUCAGUGAGCCCGGAUGGAGAAAUGUGAGGGCCCUGCACCCUGCAGCCGGCCCCCUGCCCCAACACACAGGCCAGAGCUGUCAGGAGCGGUCUUCUUCCCUCUGUAACUUGCGAAGAGUCACAGAGCCUCAAGCAAGGAUCCGGGGUGGCAGACUGUCGGUUCCCACAGAUGGAAACUUCCUUGAGGAGGGGGCACCUGUCUUUAGAUGCCGACGAAGGCCGGUGCCGCACAACUGCAUGCGCCAGUGUCAAGAACCACACCAGACGUGCGAUGGAUCAACAAUACAGUGGAAAGCAUGUCCAUACCGAAAUGUCAUCCAGUGGGCCACACUCACACAAAACCUCUUUCAAUAAAGUAUUUCCAGGGAAGUGUUGACUGCAGGAAGCAACACACAUGAGUGGUGUGACUCGUUUGGAAGCAGUUAGUGAGGCGUUAACAAAACACAUGACUUCACUCUCCUUUCCAGGGUAUGUGUGAUUAUGUCCCGCUUUGAUCAGACCGCUAAUGGAUAUUUGCCCCGAAGCCAAUGACCCAGGGAUGCAAAGUACAGGUAAAUCGGAGAAGCAUAUGCUCCCGAGAAGGCGCCACAAGAAAGAUGCUGGCGGCCAGACCCCGUUCUCCUGCGGAGAUGAGCCAUGUGUAAUGGGGCUGUGAUUCUGACCAGGCUCUGAGGUUUGGGGGUCUCUUUUAAAAAUUUUUUUAAUGUUUAUUUAUUUUUGAGAGAGACAGACA
This is a messenger RNA of Hyaena hyaena (striped hyena), 4242 nucleotides long. RefSeq names its product GRB2 associated binding protein 3 (gene GAB3). NCBI's taxonomy places the organism in Eukaryota, Metazoa, Chordata, Mammalia, Carnivora, Hyaenidae. The coding region runs from base 1 to 1767 and encodes 588 amino acids. The transcript is spliced from 10 exons. The record is from RefSeq and is a predicted model, not a curated record.